ACUCGUUCAAUACUCGCACACCUCUUAUGUCCUGAGUCCACUGAAUGCCGAUGCUAAUAACACCGCUAACAGCGUGUGACUCGAUCCGGAUAGAAAAGUCCAAUAAAGGGAAGAAGGUGCACACAUACACGCCUUUUAACGUCCGGCUGUUCGACCAUUUGCUUUGACGGUUUGAGGGGGAAAAGGCUCUGAGAUUGAGAAGUCGAAACUCUGCGUCAACUGUAUGAGACAACCAAACAAAAUUUACGCAGGCCCAGGUGGGGUGAUGAGGGGUUGUGGACGAGCUUCAAGACAGAGAAAGAAGAAACACGGCAGCGUGGUCCGAUCAGUCUCUCUGAGCCACCAGCACCAGUGUGUGAGGCUGCUGAGGUUUCUCCACCAGCGAGGGCUCACACCAACGCUGCUGCGGCCAGCCGUCUUCUCUGGUACUCACACACGUACGUUCAAUUCAGUCGUUCACACGUGUCAUGUUUGCGCAUCGCUGGUGUCUCCAGACACAGGCCGAGGUCUGCAGGCCGUCAGGAAUGUGAAGCCGGGUCAGCUGCUGAUUUCUCUGCCACAGUCGUGCCUCCUUACAACCUCCACUGUGAUGGACAGCUACCUCGGCCAGUACAUCAAGAGCUGGAAGACCCGCCCCUCACCUCUGUUGGUGCUCUGUGUCUUCCUGGUGUGUGAGCGACACAGAGGAGAGUAUUCUGAUUGGUUCCCCUACAUGGACAUCCUGCCCGCCACUUACUCAUGUCCCGCCUAUUUCUCCGAUGAUGUCAUGGCGCUUCUGCCGUCCGGUGUGCAGCGGCGGGCUCUAGAGCAGAGGGAGGCAGUUCGAGAACUCCACUCCUCCAAUCAGGACUUGUUUCAGACUCUGCAGCCGCUCCUCAGUCACCCUGCGGCAGAUGUGUUGACGUAUGAAGCGCUCAGGUGGGCGUGGUGCAGCGUCAACACCCGCUCUGUCUUCAUGCCUCAGCCGUCCAAUGAGUUUUUGCAUGGACAAGAUGUUUACGCCUUAGCUCCCUUCUUGGAUUUCCUCAACCACCAGCCUGACGUGCAGGUCAAGGCAGGUUUCAACCCCUCCACAAAAUGCUACGAAAUCAGGAGCGUUUGUGGGACGCAACGCUUCCAGCAAGCCUUCAUCAACUACGGUUCCCACGACAACCAGCGCCUGUUGCUGGAGUACGGCUUUGUCGCCCCGGGCAACCCGCACAGCGUAGUCUACGUGGACACAGAAACCCUCCGUCAGGUUCUGAGAGGUGACAGAAGUCUGGAGCAGAAGAUGAAGUUCCUCAGAGAGAAAAACUUCCAUAAUAAUCUGACCAUAUCCAGUGAAGGUCCCAGCUGGAGGCUGAUGACGACUCUCAGAUUGAUGUCACUGCCACAAACACAAUAUCACCAGUGGGGGGCAGUGUUGCGCGGCCAGGCGGUUGAUGAGGAGGCCGACCUGUGGAGUGUUCGUACAGCGAUGACGUUGUGUGAACGACUACUGCUCAACACACUCAGAGCUCUACAUCAGGUUAUAAAGCCAUUUCUAAAGCUUUGGGACUCCAGCAAACCACAGUGAGAGCCAUUAUCCACAAAUGGCGAAAACAUGGAACGGUGGUGAACCUUCCCAGGAGUGGCCGGCCAAUCAAAAUGACCCCAAGAGCACAGCGAUGACUCAUCCGAGAGCUCACAAAAGACCCCACAACAACAUCCAAAGAAUUGCAGGCCUCACUUGCCUCAGUUAAGGUCAUUUCACUGUCUAACACUGCUAAUGCACUAGGCCUCCUGCAUGCCAUCAUUGAUAAACACGAGACCAAACACCCAGACGCUGUAUUUAUUAUAUCUGGCGAUUUCAACCACUGUAACCUCAGGACUGUCCUCCCCAAAUAUUACCAGCAUGUGAGCUUUCCCACAAGGGAAAAUAACAUCCUGGACCAAGUCUACAGCAACAUGAAAGGUGCUUUGAAGGCUGUUCCAAGACCCCACUUUGGAAAGGCUGACCACAUCUCUAUAUUCCUUUAUCCAACGUACAGACAACUUCUCAAAAAAGCUCCCCCUGUAAGUACAGCAGUUAAAGUGUGGAAUGAAGAAACUGAUCAAGUACUUCAGGACUGCUUUGGCUGCACAAACUGGGAUGUGUUUAAAACUGCAGCGGGGAGGGAAGAUUGUACUGUUGAUUUGGAUGAAUAUGCUUCUGCUGUUACUGGCUACAUUAGCACAUGUAUAGAGACUGUUACCACCACCAAGUAUUACAGAAAAUACCCUAACCAAAAACAGUGGAUGAACUGUGAUGUAAGGGCUAAGCUACGUGCUCGUUCGACUGCAUUUGUCAUGGGCACCGCUGAUGACUACAAAAAGGCCAGAUAUGACCUGAGGAGGUCCAUACGGGAGGCCAAAAGACAGUACAGACAGAAGCUGGAGGGCUACUAUUCCACCUCAGACCCUCGGCGCAUGUGGGCGGGGCUCCAGCACAUCACAGACUAUCGCCAGCAGAGUAGCGUAGCCACGUCCAGCCAAACCACACUUCCAGAUGAGCUGAACGAGUUCUAUGCCCGCUUUGACACCCAAACUUCUGAUGAGCAGAGAGGGUGGCUGAACCUGGGGAGCACACAGGACGCACCUCUCAUGGUGACAUCAGCUGAUGUGCGCAGGGUUCUAAACAAAACAAACCCACGAAAAGCAGCAGGCCCAGACAACAUCUCAGGACGUGCACUUCGGGUUUGCUCAUCAGAGCUAGCUGAUGUGCUUGCUGACAUAUUUAACCUGUCGCUUGCACAAGCAUCUGUACCGACCUGCUUUAAGUCCACCACCAUAGUGCCCGUACCCAAGAAGAGCAACGUGACCUGCUUGAAUGACUAUCGCCCUAUAGCACUCACUCCUAUUGUUAUGAAGUGCUUUGAAAGAAUAGUCAUGACCCACAUCAAAAAGAGCAUCCCGGCGGCAACUGUGGACCCUCUACAGUUUGCAUAUCGCCAGAACCGGUCCACGGAUGAUGCAGUCAACACUGCCAUCCACACAGCCCUUUCUCACCUACAGGGCCAGGACACAUACGUCAGAAUGCUAUUUAUAGACUAUAGCUCUGCUUUUAAUACAGUCAGCCCCCACAAACUCACAAAUAAGCUCCUCACACUUGGCCUGUCUCCCUCCCUCUGUAACUGGGUGUUUAACUUUCUCACGGGCAGACCCCAGUCAGUCAGAGUCCACAACCGCACAUCCAGCUCAAGAAUUGUGAGCACUGGGACCCCACAGGGGUGUGUGCUGAGUCCACUCCUCUACACGCUCUUCACCUACGAUUGCGUGGCCUCCCAGAACAACACCAGCAUCAUUAAAUUUGCGGAUGACACUACAGUCAUCGGACUGAUCACUGGUGGUGUUGAAACAUCAUACAGAAGAGAGGUGGCGGACCUCAUAGC
Molecule: messenger RNA, 3389 nt
Organism: Dunckerocampus dactyliophorus (ringed pipefish)
Lineage: Eukaryota; Metazoa; Chordata; Actinopteri; Syngnathiformes; Syngnathidae
Gene: setd4
Product: SET domain containing 4
Exons: 12
Coding region: 224-1555 (443 amino acids)
Biological process (GO): peptidyl-lysine monomethylation; peptidyl-lysine dimethylation; peptidyl-lysine trimethylation
Molecular function (GO): histone H3K36 methyltransferase activity; histone H3K4 methyltransferase activity; protein binding
Source: RefSeq, a predicted model, not a curated record